This is a messenger RNA of Dendronephthya gigantea, 1587 nucleotides long. Its product is annotated as proton-coupled folate transporter-like. Gene Ontology annotation, molecular function: transmembrane transporter activity. NCBI's taxonomy places the organism in Eukaryota, Metazoa, Cnidaria, Anthozoa, Malacalcyonacea, Nephtheidae. Gene Ontology annotation, biological process: transmembrane transport. The record is from RefSeq and is a predicted model, not a curated record. Gene Ontology annotation, cellular component: membrane.
GUUAUGACUAUAGUCUUCUAGUUAUUUGCAUCUAAAGCAUGUAUAUUCUAAAGUAUCGCAACUGAUUUGCUAUCCGCUAGGAGGUAUGUUAAUAUGCGUUCGGUUACGGUGGAGCCUGUCGUGUUUGGCUAUGUGUUUUCUGCCGCUAUGCUAUCACCACUAUUACAGCAAUAUAUCUACGACGAGCUGAGCGAACGUCAUAAUUUCACAAUAACUGAAGACAGUCAGUUGUGUAAGAAUGGCACGGGUGAUUCUGGCAAUAUAUCAGCGUUGGAGAACCGUAUACAAACGGAUGCAUCCUAUUGGUUUAUCGCACAGAAAUUAUCUAUGAAUGUACCAUCACUUUUUGCAACCUUGCUCUAUGGAUCAUUAUCGGACGCUGUGGGAAGAAAACCAACGAUGCUUUUUGCCACAUUCGGUGCGCUCAUUAACUGCCUCAUUGUUUCGAUAACAGUCACCUUAGCAUGGCCAUUCUACGUUAUUUUCUUGGGUGCGUUCAUUAACGGUGUAACAGGAGCACAUGGAAGUAUGCUUGCAUCAUGUUUAGCUUACAUCGUAGAUAUCACGGAUAAUAAAUCUCGGUCCAUAAGAAUGGGUUUAAUACAGCUGUCCAUUGUCCUGGCCGUCAUGUUGAGCUUUUUUAUCGGUGGUAUUUGGUUGAAAAAUUCAGGUUAUAUUCCCCCAUUUUGGUCAAGUGUUGGUAUCCUGUUUUUUUGCUGUUUGUACAUCAAAAUCGUCUUACCAGAAUCAUUGACAGAAAAACAGAAAUUCAACAAAUUUUCCUUCCUGACUAAUGCAAGGAGAAUAAAAGAAUUUGUUUUGAAGAAAAGAGCUCUAUAUGUGAACGUCUGCCUCUUGCUUUCUUUUAUUUCAUUUACGUUCACAGUCUUAGAUUAUUUUGGCAGCGUUACAGUUUUAUAUACAAAACACCCUCCUUUGUGUUGGGGUUCGGAAACGAUAGGGUACUACAUGGCAGCGAAAACGGCCGUUGCAGGCAUUGGAAUAGUAUUCACUUUUAAAGUGCUUACGAGGUAUAUCAAUGAGACAUUGAUAGUGAUUAUUGGCUGCUUGUUUUUUAUUGUCAGUGAUUUACUUAGCCGCUUUGCGAGAACGACGGUGGAUAUGUUUUUGUCGUGUAUUCCCGCGUUUUUCAUUACUGUCGCACCGCCAGGAAUUCGAAGUAUUGCUUCCAAGCUUGUUAAAAAGCAGGAGGAAGGAGCCUUGUGCAGUAUUCUAGCCGUAACGGAAGUCAUUGCGCAACUGUUAGCACCGCUCACAAUAAAUACUCUGUAUCCUGUGGGUUUGAACCAACUUCAUUUAGCUGGAUUCGUGUUUUUCGUUGAAGCUGGUUUGCUACUUAUUCCAAUUAUACUGUUCGCCUUGAUCCAUUAUUUAUUUCUAAACAACGAUAAUUUUAUGUAUGAUUCAUUGGUUCACUGUAGUGAAGAGGCAAAUGAGCGAAGUCAGUCAGCAUAAAAUAUUCUGAAAUUCAUUAAUGCAUGCAAUAAUAAUUAUAAACAGUAGUUUGAGUAGCUGAAUAGUAGUAGAAGUAAUUUGAGUAUAGGCAUUAGUUAUGGGGUGAGUCAA